AGUCAUCAUCGUUUUUCAGGUGAUUCUGUUGUUUCUUUCUGUAACAUUUUGCUCGAAUUCAAAAUGGUUCGAGCACUUGAUGAAGAGAAAGAAAUCUACAAGUCUAGGCUGUUUCGUUACAAACAAAUGCACGAGAAUCCAGGGCCAAAAAACGAGACCCUUCCUCUCGACAUCAGUGGCCCAAUGUCAGGGUUGGAUUCUUUAUCGAAAACUUUGAAUGAUCAGCCUAAGGAGAAGAAAUAUGUGACUAGCCCUACCAUGUUGAAAAAUUUGACUGAUCAGCCUAAGGAGAAGAAAACUGUGAUUAAUCCUACCAUGUCGAAAAGACAAACGCCUAGUCGUAAUGACAAGGAUCCACCAAAGUCACGCGAUUCAGGUGCCGGUGACCCUCAAAACAAAGAGAAGCAGCAGCCCUCAGGCAAUUUGGUUCUAGAUAUGGAGCUAAUGAAGGAAAGGUUUGCAAAAUUGCUUCUGGGUGAGGAUAUGUCUGGAGGAGGAAAGGGUGUUUCGUCCGCUUUGGCAUUGUCAAAUGCCAUCACAAACCUAGCAGCUUCUGUCUUCGGAGAACAAGGGAAAUUAGAGCCCAUGCCACCAGAGAGGAAAGCAAGGUGGAGAAGAGAAAUUGAUUGGCUCUUAUCUGUCACUGAUCAUAUAGUUGAAUUUGCCCCUUCUAAACAAAUAUCGAAAGAUGGAACAGAAAUGGAGAUAAUGACAACACGUCAACGGACUGAUCUUUGCUUGAACAUCCCUGCCCUACGCAAGCUUGACGCAAUGUUGCUUGACUGUCUAGAGAACUUUAGAGACCAAACUGAGUUCUCUUACAUUUCAAAAGAUGCUCCUGAAUCAGAGAAGAGGAAAGAUGACAAAUGGUGGUUACCAACUCCCAAGCUUCCGCCAAACGGUUUAUCUGAUGUUACUAGGAAAUGGCUGAAGUAUCAGAAGGAUUGUGUGAACCAAGUACUCAAAGCAGCCAUGGCCAUUAAUGCUCAAGUUCUAGCAGAAAUGGAGAUCCCAGAAUCCUACAUCGAAACUCUUCCCAAGAAUGGCAGGGCAAGCCUUGGAGACGUGAUCUAUAGAAGUAUUACAGAUGAAAUAUUUGAUCCAGACUAUUUUCUUGCAACAGUGGACUUAUCAUCAGACCAUAAGAUCCUUGACCUCAAGAACAAGAUUGAGGCGUCCAUAGUGAUCUGGAGGAGGAAGAUGACUGCUAAAGACGGAAAGUCUUCUUGGAGUUCAGCUGUGAGUUUGGAGAAGAGAGAACAAUUCGAAGACAGAUUAGAGACCGUCUUAAUCAUUCUUAAGCAUCGGUUCCCAGGACUUUCACAAUCUUCACUAGACAUUACCAAAAUCCAAUAUAACCGAGAUGUGGGACAGGCUGUUCUGGAGAGCUAUUCAAGAAUAAUAGAAAGCUUCGCCGUUACGGUCAUGUCAAGAAUAGAUGAUGUUCUCCAUGCAGAUUUUGUUGUGCGAGAGCAAAAGAGGAGCCCUGUAGAAGACUCUUCAGCAGUGAAGGAGUUCUGGAAUUUGGACAACGGAGAGCUUGACUUGAAGGAACUAAAGGAGGACAUCAUUUUCACCAAACCUCCUAACAUUUCGACAAAGAAGAAAUUGACAUACUUAGAGAGGCUUGAGACCUUAAGUGGUUUCAAAAGUCCCACAGGACGCCGAUGGUGAAAUUGUUGAAAUCAACUUCAUUCAAAGCAGAGAAAGAGAACGGCGGACAG
Molecule: messenger RNA, 1724 nt
Organism: Cornus florida
Lineage: Eukaryota; Viridiplantae; Streptophyta; Magnoliopsida; Cornales; Cornaceae
Product: rop guanine nucleotide exchange factor 12-like
Exons: 7
Coding region: 64-1674 (536 amino acids)
Molecular function (GO): guanyl-nucleotide exchange factor activity
Source: RefSeq, a predicted model, not a curated record